AUGAGUACUGCUACAAAUGAUGAACUGCUAUCACAACAUUCCCAGCUAGAUAUCUGGUUUCGCGAAGCAAAACAGUCACUUUCGAUAGCUGGUCCUAUCUGCACCGAGGCAAAUGAAUUGGUCUUGACAUCUCGAGAGCAAAUAGAAGUUGCCACUGUAAUGUGGUCAAGAGUCAUGUUUGUUCAUCGGGCAGUCAAUGAUCAGUUUGAUCUGCUGAAUAAAAUCAAGCAAUCGUUUAAGAACCUGGAAACUUCGUGCCAAGAUGACUUCAAGAAUUCUUUACAAGAAUUGGAUGAUUUAGAAGAAAAGCUGGACCUAACUUUAAAUCAUCUCGAACAUACAUUUUUAGAUGAGGCAUUCAGAAUUGAUAAUAAAGGAGGAAGCGCUAGUUCAAACGGUAGUGUUGAACCUGAUAAUGUUGGGGGUGGUGGGGGAAGUGGUAGUAGCGGUGGUGGCCGAAACGCAAUGGGCACUGCUAGUGGGAGUAGUGGGAAUGGGAGUGGCAGAGGUUUUUUUGGUGGUGCUCGGACACUAAGAACGUUUGUACAUGAUAGUGGUAUUGAUAAUCUACGGCAAGCAGUGGGGAUAGCAGUCGAGAAAUCGCAGGUGAUUGUUAAAGAUCUCGCUAAAGUGAUAGAGUCUCUAGACGCUGACAUCAAUGAAUUCCAUAAGGAUAUGUUUUCAGUUCAAGCGAUAAAGCGAAGAGGUUUAGAAGCAGCGCAUGAAAAUACUGUAAGUGUUGCCACGGAUGCGCAUGCUAUGGCUCUUCUUCUCGAAUCUCUAACUCGGCAUUACGACCUGUGUUUAAAAGCAAUUGAGAUGAGCAAGACCCCUGAAAAGUAUAAAGACGAUUUGCCCGAGGUUGCUAAAAUCCUCAAAAACGACAGCCAAGAGUUAGAAGCUGUAGUCGAAGAGUUGUACGAACGCAGGAAAUUUAUAGAAGUUUCAGAAGCAGCUGUUUCUUCGUUCUACAAGCAAAUGAAUGAUCUGAAUAUGAAAGUACAAACAUUUUUUUCUGAGCUACUGGUGUUUGGCGUGUCCAAACUUACUGGUUAUAGUGAGAAACUGGAAGAAGCAUUACGCAUUCAUCAGUCCCAAAUGCAAGAAAUAUACAAGCUGAAGCAAGAACUCCAAUCAUUAGUCGAUUACUAUGGGCUCUUUCAUAGCGCUUAUCAAGCACUUAUUCUUGAGGUACUGAGGAGACGCAAAUCCCAGCAGCGAAUGAAAGCUAUGGUUAGCGACAUGCUAAAGCAAGUCCACAAUGCACACGAUGAUGAGGUGCGAGCCCGCCAGGGGUUUGUAAAGCAAUAUGGUGACUAUUUGCCAAACGACUUGUGGGAGGGUCUUCUAAACUUCCCACUGGAACCUCAAAUAAUCAUGGAAAAUGAACGGUUCCCGGAAAUAAGCGAAGCUAGCAUAGCGGAGGCCACCCGUCGCAUUGAAUUAUAG
This is a messenger RNA of Sugiyamaella lignohabitans, 1449 nucleotides long. RefSeq names its product protein kinase regulatory subunit ATG17 (gene ATG17). Gene Ontology annotation, biological process: activation of protein kinase activity; autophagy of peroxisome; autophagosome assembly. Gene Ontology annotation, cellular component: Atg1/ULK1 kinase complex; phagophore assembly site. The transcript has a single exon. The coding region runs from base 1 to 1449 and encodes 482 amino acids. Gene Ontology annotation, molecular function: protein kinase activator activity; molecular adaptor activity. The record is from RefSeq and is a predicted model, not a curated record. NCBI's taxonomy places the organism in Eukaryota, Fungi, Ascomycota, Dipodascomycetes, Dipodascales, Trichomonascaceae.